CGACGGCUUGGAGGAACACACCAGGUCGGCGUUCACGGCCUGUUACUUUCUGCACGUGGGUUGCUCUCCGUCUUCCGCCUGCAAUUCGUAUUUGUUUGCCUGGACCAGCUACAUUGAAGAGUGGAGUAUCAGCGGAGGCCAAGGUUCGUAAGCUGAUGGAUUUUGAUGCUGAAAAUGAAGCGACGUCGGGAGGUGGUCUCCAGCGAGGAGCUGAGGGGGCGCGGCUGGGGCUCGAGUCCCGUCGGGAGGGAGUCAGGGGCAAAGCAGAAACAGAGGAGGCCGGCAGUGGAGAGGCGGGGAAUGGACUGACGGGAAUGGAGAAGAUAGGGGAUAGAGAAGAAAGUGGACAAAGGGCAGAGAAAAUGCGAGUGGAUAUAACAGUUGUGAAGCAUGAAGUAACGGACUGGUCGGAAAUGGAAGAAGGUAUGUUGGGUGGCCAGUGGGUAAAGCAGGAGGUGAAGGAUGAGCCUGAGGUGAAGGAGGAGAAACCAGACAUGCUGGAGGUGAAGCAGGAGGUGGAUAGUAGUUUGGUGGUAAAAGAAGAGAAAGUGGAUGAGCCAGAGGUAAAGGAAGAGAAAGUGAAGGUGAAGGAAGAGGUAAUGGACUGGCCAGAAGAAAAGGAGGAGAGAAAAGAUAACUUGGAGAUAAAACAAGAGAUGUUUUUUGGUCAGAACGUAAAAGAGGAAAUGAUGGAAGAAACGUGUGUUAAAGAAGAAAAGUAUUUCGCGAAGGAAGAAAUGUUGGAUGAUACAAAGGUGAAAGAAGAGCCUCAGAUAAAUUCCCCUGUGGGCUCGAAGCGGAAACUGGCUAUGUCAAGGUGUGAAACUUGUGGUACAGAAGAAGCCAAGUACAGAUGUCCACGCUGUAUGCGCUAUUCCUGCAGCUUGCCCUGUGUAAAGAAACACAAAGUAGAACUAACAUGUAAUGGAGUUCGAGAUAAAACUGCAUAUGUUUCUAUACAACAAUUUACUGAAAUGAAUCUACUAAGUGAUUAUCGAUUUUUGGAAGAUGUGGCAAGAACAGCAGACCAUAUUUCCAGAGAUGGUUUAUUGAAAAGACCAUUAAGCAAUAAACAUAUGUACUUUAUGAAAAACCGUGCCCGAAGGCAAGGUAUUAACUUAAAACUUCUACCCAAUGGAUUCACCAAGAGGAAAGAAAAUUCAACAUUUUUCGAUAAGAAAAAGCAACAGUUUUGUUGGCAUGUGAAGCUUCAGUUUCCUCAGAGUCAAGCUGUGUACAUAGAAAAAAGAGUACCAGAAGAUAAAACUAUUAAUGAAAUUUUAAGACCAUACAUUGACCCAGAAAAGUCUGAUCCUGUAAUUCGUCAAAGGUUGAAAGCCUACAUUCGCUCUCAGACUGGGGUCCAAAUUUUAAUGAAGGUUGAAAAUAUGCAACAAAAUUUAGUAAGGUAUUAUGAGCUGGAUCCUCACAAAAGCCUCCUUGACAAUUUGAGGAACAAAGUGAUCAUUGAGUACCCAACACUACAUGUGGUAUUAAAAGAAUCCAGUAGUGACAUGCAAGUUCUUUACCAAGUGAAAAAUGAAUCUACCAAGAACAUUGGCAAUGAAAAUUGAGCCCUUCUGGAGGAAGGAAAUGCCCAGAUUGCAGAGGACUAUGCAUUGAGUAGCUGUUGGGUGAUUGGGGUAUUGUUUAUGGGUGGGUGCAAUUUUUUGUUUUUCUGAAAAGUAAUUAAACAGUCUAAAAAAAAUUUUUAAGAUGUAUUUUCUAACCUCUUGAAUUGACUUACAAGGUCCUUAUUCCUAUUAGCAACCCCUCUUUUGCACCUGAUUGGCAUAGUGCUUAAUUAAUCCCUGCCUUUUAGUGUACUGAAUUGUAUGAGAUGAAAACUUUUCUCUUUUGAUGUAAAACCAAACCCAAGGUCACAAAGAUGUCAAAAGGCCCUGUGACACACCACCUAGCCCUCAGUUCCCCAUUCUUGCCUUGGUGAUUUAUGUGUAACUUACCUUCUUGAAAUGA
Messenger RNA from Pteronotus mesoamericanus, 1977 nucleotides. It is a transcript of the gene ZNHIT6, whose product is annotated as zinc finger HIT-type containing 6. The transcript has 10 exons. Lineage: Eukaryota; Metazoa; Chordata; Mammalia; Chiroptera; Mormoopidae. Gene Ontology annotation, biological process: maturation of LSU-rRNA from tricistronic rRNA transcript (SSU-rRNA, 5.8S rRNA, LSU-rRNA); snoRNA localization; box C/D snoRNP assembly. Gene Ontology annotation, cellular component: pre-snoRNP complex; nucleus. The coding region runs from base 156 to 1574 and encodes 472 amino acids. The record is from RefSeq and is a predicted model, not a curated record.